Venustampulla echinocandica is the source of this 660-nucleotide messenger RNA. RefSeq lists its product as uncharacterized. The record is from RefSeq and is a predicted model, not a curated record. Gene Ontology annotation, biological process: endoplasmic reticulum to Golgi vesicle-mediated transport. The transcript is spliced from 2 exons. Gene Ontology annotation, cellular component: endoplasmic reticulum membrane. Bases 1 to 660 code for a protein of 219 amino acids. Lineage: Eukaryota; Fungi; Ascomycota; Leotiomycetes; Helotiales; Pleuroascaceae.
AUGGAUCCCUCAAAGGUGUCGCUGUUCAAGACGUAUGAUAAGCCCAGGGGGCAAGGAGGCUCUGGGUCGUUUGCGACGUCGAUGAUAGUUGGACCGGUAUGCUUCUUCCUGGGAAUGCUCUUCUCCUCCUUCCCCUACGACUACCCACUCCUCUGGACCUCUGACGUGACGCCGGCGGCAUACUACGACCUGCUAGAAGCACACCUGAAGUUCAUGCACGCGUCUCCGCCCAUCAUCCCACGCAUCCUGCACAUCGCCAUCUCAAUCGGCUUCAUCGGGUUCUUCAUCAAGCUGUUCAAGCCCUCCGAGGCGAACCUGCUCUUUGAUGGCGCGUCCCUAGUCCUCUACCUCGUCGGCGUCGUAGUCUACAUCACCAACAUCGUCAAGGGCCUCCGCAUCAUCACCGCCGGCGUCUACGGCGCUCCUGAAGGCAGCACCGAAGUCGCCAUUGGCAGGGAGGACAGUCUACGAGUGCUAUCUGCCAGCAACACUAUUCUGGCGCUGGUCUUAGUUGGCGUGCUGGUCUUGCAGGCUGGCCAGUGGUACGCUGAGCGCAAGGAGCAGGACGAGGUUGCGGAGUUCGAGAAGGUGCAGGAGGGCAAGAAUGCCUCCAAGACACAGAAGAACGUAACGAGAUCGUCGUCGAAGAAGAAGCAAUAG